Marchantia polymorpha subsp. ruderalis is the source of this 2526-nucleotide messenger RNA. The record is from the annotation of a GenBank genome assembly. NCBI's taxonomy places the organism in Eukaryota, Viridiplantae, Streptophyta, Marchantiopsida, Marchantiales, Marchantiaceae.
UUUUGCAAAGAAAAUCAAAAUGGACCAAAUUUUCCAAGGCAUGACUUGUUUUGACCCUUGACUGGAAUUCCACAUCGCUGCUCUUUGGCAUAUUCGCCAGGCUUCUUGCGAUUUAGCCACAUCCAUGGCGAACAUCGGCAUCUUGUUCUCCGAGCGUCGUUUCCGGUCUACCAAUUCGCGUUUGUCAUUGCAGUCGCGGGCAAGGCAAGCAGGCCUUCCCAUCGGAAGGGUCAGACUCUAGUAUAAGAUUGAGAUGAUUAGUACAUGUAGACUCUGUCACUCACGUUUGCUAGAGUUUCCUGGCCAAUCAGUCUGUCUCGCCGCCUGAUAGAUAACAUUUCUAUCGGGGAAAGGCAGACUCAGACUUAAAGAGAAAUUACAAGGUGCCAGAAGAUAGCUCGUCUGCCUCGACGCAGACGUACGCAUUUCACAGAGGAAGGAAGAGAGAGUGGGAGACAGAGUCACUGGCAUUGGCUGCAGCAGUUCGAUGGAUGUUUCGUCCAUGAAAUCGUUGUAUUCGCUAGUAGAUCCAGCGAUUUUCACUCGCGUCGGACGCCUUGUGAGAUAAUAGAGAAUAGCAUUCAGGAGAUCCCUACUUGCUCGUAGCAUUUCUUUUCAAUCACGGUUCGGUCAAGUUUAAAUAAUUGCAGAAUGGCUCCUGAAAUGCCAGAAGGAAAAACCGUGGCUGUAAUCAUGGUCGGAGGACCCACGAAAGGUACUCGGUUCCGUCCUCUCUCUCUGAAUCUAGCGAAACCAUUAUUCCCACUUGCGGGACAACCAAUGGUUCAUCAUCCAAUACUCUCUUGCAAGAACAUACCAAACCUGGCCCACAUUUACCUGAUAGGAUUUUACGAAGAAAGGGAAUUUUCCGUCUACUGCUCAGCAAUCUCAAAUGAGCUCAAAAUACCAGUAAAAUACCUGCGAGAAGAGAAAGCACAUGGCUCGGCCGGUGGUCUUUACAAUUUUAAGGACCUUCUUAUGGAAUUUUGCCCAGAAGACAUAAUUGUCUUGAAUUGUGAUGUCUGCUGCAGUUUUCCGUUGCAAGAAAUGCUCGCCGCUCAUAAAGCUCACGGAGGAAUGGGGACCUUGUUAGUGAAAAAGGUUUCACCAGACGUUGCUAGUCAAUUUGGUGAGCUUGUCGCCGAUCCGAAUACUGGAGAGCUUCUCCAUUAUGCCGAGAAGCCGGAGACGUUUGUGAGUGAUCACAUUAAUUGUGGUGUUUAUAUCUUCACCCCAGACAUUUUCAAAGCUAUUCAAGAUGUUUCAACAUCUCGCAGAGACAGAGCAACUUUUCGACGUAUAUCUAGCUUUGAAGCUCUACAGUCAGCAACAAAGUCCAUACCAACUGACUUUGUGAGGCUCGACCAGGACAUCUUAACCCCUCUUGCUGGCAAGAAGCAACUGUACACUUUUGAGACAGCAGAUUUCUGGGAGCAGAUCAAAACUCCUGGCAUGUCCUUGCGGUGUUCUUCACUUUACCUUGAAGAGUAUCGACGCACUUCUCCAGACCUACUAGCCAAGGGUGAAAACAUAAUUGGCGAUGUCUUCAUUCAUCCGUCAGCGAAGAUACAUGCAUCAGCAAAGAUUGGUCCCAACGUAUCUAUCUCUGCAAAUGCUCGAAUUGGUCCUGGAGUGCGUUUGAUCGGCUGCAUAAUUCUUGAUGAUGUCGAGAUUAAGGAAAAUGCCGUGGUUAUGCACUCAAUUGUUGGCUGGAAAUCAAGUAUAGGCAGGUGGUCUAGAGUACAGGGUGGUGGUGAUUAUAACGCCAAAUUAGGAAUCGCCAUUUUGGGUGAAGAUGUUUGUGUGGAGGAUGAGGUGGUGGUCAUCAACUGCAUAGUCCUUCCUCACAAAAAUCUUAAUCAAAGUGUCCUCGAGGAGAUUAUCUUAUGAUUUUCUAAUGAGGAGGAUCGCCGCGGUAGGAACUGAAUUGAAUUUCUGAUUGGUUCAUUGACACAAAUGUCUUGCACAUUGGCAUCUUUUGACAGACAAAAACUAGAUCCUCGAUAUGGCUUUGUCUGUCGAUCUGAUUAAGUUGUAGUUUCAUUCGGUUGUGAGUAGGUGGUUUUGUGAAAGUUUGGAUGCUGGACGUGGGAACCGAUUUUUUAUAUACUUACUCUUGGUACGUGUCGUCACUUGACCUAGAUCUUACACCUAGAUGCAGCCUUCAGAGUCAAGGCUAUCCGAGUCUCUUUCCUUCAAAACUCGCCACUGUGAAGUCUACUCAUUCCAGAAUAACUGAAAGGUUAUCUUGUCACAGCUAUACAUAUACACGGGCGACAUGGACACCAUAGCAAAGAAGAUCUGAAGAUCAUAGACAGGUUACAGUUCUUUGUAGGAGCGGAACAUGCGAAGAUACUGAAUUCGACAUGUGUACGUUCUCAACUCGUCAAACCGAACUUCAGUUCGGAAAUUUAGACAUACUAACAAUUCCUGCUCUGAUAACAAGUUUCAGAGAGUAUUUGCAUAUGUGAUGUGCACGAUUAAAUUCAAUGCCCCAAAUCAGGGCCCUUGCAAUCUGCUUCGCUA